AUGUAUGCAGUCGCUGGCACCUUAGGUCGAGGGAAAUCUUUCGUCGACAACGGAAGCCUCGUGGCUCCAGAAGUCCAGGUGGAGGGGGCGCAGACAAAACCUCCUUUCUACCUUGGCUUUGCCACAGCUGCUCCUCAGAUUGAAGGCGCCAACGCAACAGACGGCCGUGGCCCUUCCAUCUGGGACACAUAUGCUGCCAUCCCAGGAAACAUCGACAGCGGCGACACAAGCGCGGUGGCGGACGACUUUUACCACCGGUACCUGAAUGAUAUCGCCGCGAUGCACCUGCUGGGGGUAAAGAAAUUUCGCAUGUCCCUGGCCUGGCCGCGCAUCCUGCCGGGCGGAGAUGGCCAGGUCAAUGACAAGGGGAUCAACUUCUACGGCAGGGUGAUUGAAGCGCUCCUGGUGGCUGAGAUUGAGCCGCAUGUGACUCUGUACCACUGGGACCUCCCUCAGGCGCUGCAAGAUCGGUUUGGGGGCUGGAACAGCGACCAGAUUGUGCCGAUUUUUGCAGAGUAUGCGGCCACAGCCUUCAAGGCGUUUGGGGACGCAGUGGUCCACUGGACUACCUUCAACGAGCCCUGGACCUUCUGCUUCCUCGGCUAUGGCCAGGGCUCUGGUGCCCCCGGCCUCAACGAUAAGGUCCAGGCGUGGAAUUGCGUGCACAAUGUGCUGAAGGCGCAUGCAGCGGCAGUGAAGCAGUUCCGCGCGCUCGUACCCAACGGCAAGAUCAGCAUGAACCUCAACUGCGACUGGGCCCAGCCGCUGACCGCUUCUCCACCUGACAAGGCUGCAGCCGAGCGCAAGAUGGAAUACAUGCUGGCAGCGUUUGCAGACCCCAUCUUCAAGGGUGACUACCCCGCAUCCGUCAAGCAGCGUAUCUCCUUCCUGCCCCAGAUCACGGCCCAGAUGGCAGCUGACCUGAAGGGAUCUGUGGACUACUUCGCUCUCAACCACUACACUUCCACGUAUGUGGCAGACAAGGAGGGCGCCAUAGGUCUGCAGGGGCCGUGUGACUAUUCUGAAACACAGGUGGAUUUGGCCGGCAAGCUGAUCGGCGCCGAGGCCGAGAGCGAUUGGCUCAAAGUGACGCCCUGGGGCUUCCGGCUCAUGCUCAACUGGGUUAACGACAGGUACCAGCCCAAGGAGAUCAUCGUGACAGAGAACGGCAUGAGCAUGAAGGGCGAGGACGCCAUGCCAAUGCCACAGGCUCUGCAGGACACACAGCGCGUCAACUUCUACCGAGACUACAUCGCAGCGGCCACCGAAGCUGUCACCAUCGACAAGGUGCCAAUGACGGGAUAUUUUGCCUGGAGCCUGCUUGAUAAUUUUGAAUGGGGAUCCGGUUACAAGAAGCGCUUCGGCGUGGUGCAUGUGGAUUUUACCACGCAGCAGCGCUACUACAAAGCAUCCGCCAAAUACCUGGUCACUCUCUUCAAGUGCACUCUUCUGGACCCGACCUUCACAUACCCUUCUGACUAG
Coccomyxa subellipsoidea C-169 is the source of this 1482-nucleotide messenger RNA. RefSeq names its product beta-glucosidase. The transcript has 12 exons. Gene Ontology annotation, molecular function: beta-glucosidase activity. The record is from RefSeq and is a predicted model, not a curated record. Lineage: Eukaryota; Viridiplantae; Chlorophyta; Trebouxiophyceae; Coccomyxaceae. Bases 1 to 1482 code for a protein of 493 amino acids. Gene Ontology annotation, biological process: carbohydrate metabolic process.